Molecule: messenger RNA, 1185 nt
Organism: Lichtheimia ornata
Lineage: Eukaryota; Fungi; Mucoromycota; Mucoromycetes; Mucorales; Lichtheimiaceae
Exons: 10
Coding region: 1-1185 (394 amino acids)
Biological process (GO): positive regulation of TOR signaling; regulation of autophagy; cellular response to amino acid stimulus
Cellular component (GO): Gtr1-Gtr2 GTPase complex; nucleus; fungal-type vacuole membrane
Molecular function (GO): GTPase activity; GTP binding
Source: RefSeq, a predicted model, not a curated record
AUGGACUACGAUUACCCGCAUGUCAACGAUUCCGAGAUAACCGAUACCCUGGACGACUCGACGCAUUCUGACAAGCCCCGUAUUCUCUUGAUGGGUCUACAAAGGAGUGGCAAGUCAAGCAUACAGCGAGUUGUAUUCGGUAAAAUGCCGCCAAAUGACACAUUGUAUCUCGAGAGCACUACCAAAAUCCAAAAAGAAGAUAUCACUCGAUCCUUCAUUGACUUCCAGAUAUGGGACUUCCCUGGUCAAAUCAACUUUUUCGACAUGGCAUACGAUUCGCAGGAAAUCUUUGGUGCAGUAGGAGCUUUGAUCUUUGUGAUUGAUGCACAGGAUGAUUAUACCGAGGCGCUGAACCGCCUGUAUUAUACCGUUACAAGUGCCUAUCGUGUCAACCCCAAUAUCACUUUUGAGGUGCUGAUCCAUAAGGUGGAUGGUUUAUCAGAUGACUACAAGAUUGAUACUCAGCGUGAUGUCCAACAGCGUAUGAAUGAUGCUCUGGCUGAUGCACAAAUGGAAUAUAUCCACCUCACCUAUUAUUUAACAAGCAUUUACGACCAUUCGAUCUAUGAAGCAUUCAGCAAAAUCAUUCAAAAGUUGAUCCGAGAACUCCCAACGCUUGAAAAUCUUCUCAACGUGCUAUGCUCGAACUCUGGUAUCGACAAGGCCUACCUUUUCGACACGUUAACAAAGAUCUAUAUUGCAACGGACAGCUCACCGGUGGAUAUGCAGUCUUACGAAUUGUGCAGUGACAUGAUCGACGUGGUGAUUGAUAUCGAGUGCAUCUAUGGUGCUCAAGGAUCCAGUCCUAAUGGCCAUUUAUCAAUCGUUGACGAGAAUGGCGAUGAACAAGAUGGAGGAGAUGAUGGAGGAGGGAUGCAUCCAAACGGCAACGGCAUAGCAGAACAUACCGAGGAUGGUGAUGAUAUCGAUGCCGAGAGCUUAAGGCCAACAGAAGGAAACGAUCAAGGAGAAGCUGAUGCAUCGAGUUUGAUUAAACUGGAUAACGGCGACGUCUUGUAUAUGAGAGAGGUUAAUCGGUUGCUUGUAUUGAUUUGCCUUUUGCGGCAUGACAACUUUGAGAAGCAUGGCCUGAUUGAUUACAACUUUCAAUGUUUCAAGGAGGCAGUGACUGAAGUUUUUGAAUUCUCACAGAAGCGCAAUCGACAGCACUCGCACGAUGUGUAA